GACAUGUGCUGGAAUACAUACGGUCACAAGCAUCGUAAUGGGCGUAAAGCUCGGGAAACCCGUGGCCUGAGACUCAACUGUCAAAACACGGCUAUGAUGACAUCGUCCGGGACGGUCAACCCUUACUUCGUGGACUCUUUGAUUACAAAUGUUGGAGACGACGUGUUUAAAGUACGGGGAGAGGACCCACGACUAGGCCUGCCCUUGUGGAGACGAGGAAACGGCGGGCAGCCCAGUGGCUUUCCGAACUGUUCGUACUCCAAUAGUGCAGGAGCGUCGUUCUACUAUCAUCAGUCACCGGAGCGGUCCAACACAGUGUCCUGCCUGUACCCUGCCGCCUACCUGCCGCCCCGCCAUCUACCGAACGACGGUACAGUAACAGACGGCAUCAACCCCUGGUCAGACCCCGUGCCAAACAAUCAGCAACACGCCGGCAACUCCUACUGCAACGGCACCGCCGGUCUCCACGCUUCCGCCAUGCAGGUCUACAACAAGACCUCGGACACCGAGGCCGGCAAGACCACAGCCCAUCCUGGCUACGGCGGCUACUCCCAGUCCUACAGGGACCUGCAAGCUCAGGGAAUCAGCCUCGUCGACGGACAGAUGAAGGUGAAAGCCGAGCAGGAAAGCCCAAAGAACGGAGAAGACAAGAACGGAGCAGCGGUGGUGGCGAAUCAGCCAGGCUGGAUGAACAAUCAUUCGUCCCGGAAGAAGCGGUGUCCCUACACGCGCUUCCAGACCCUGGAGCUGGAGAAGGAGUUUCUGUACAACAUGUACCUCACGCGAGAGCGGCGCUACGAGAUCUCGCAACACGUCAACUUGACCGAGAGGCAGGUCAAGAUCUGGUUCCAAAACAGGAGGAUGAAGAUGAAGAAAAUGAGCAAGCAGCGACAGGAGCAGCAGCAAACCACGCCGCAGUAGCGCCAGGGUUUCUUCCGGCGUUGGUGGGAUGCUUGCUCGAUCAGUGACAAAUACUGUACCCUGGCGCAAGCCAUCAAAUAUCUCAGGUUCAAAAAAACAAGCACUGAACUCAAUUCACUACCUCAGUUAAUCAACAAAGAGAAGACAUUCUCUUGUGAAAUGGGCUUCGCUAUUUACCAAUUUUUGAUGUACAAAAACCAAAUCAUAAGUUAUGGUGUGUGUAUAUAUAUUCUAUCUAAACCACGGAAAAAUGUCUAUAUCACUUGUAGUGUUAGUUUAUUAAACGGUAGGUCGGAAAUUUAGAGGAUAUUAUUCGUAUCAAAAACACGGGUAUAUGUGAGCACUUUUGCUUAAUCUUUGUUGUUUACCACUAUCUAACUUUUAUAUUUCUAUGUUUUGUGUCACUUAAAACGUUAUUUCCUUUUUUUAUUUUCCUAAAUAUGUUCUUAUUUAUAAUCUAAUAAUUCGGUGACUUUGCAGGUUUCUAUCUUGUUCAUAAAACUAUAUGAACUUGAAAAUAGGUUAGAUGAUUUUUGUUUUAACUUAAAGCGUUGCUGUGUUGUUGCGUCUAUCGUGUUAUAAUAUAAGGGUAUUUGUUCACAGUGCAAUUUAUUGGCGACUUUCUGUGGUAUAAAAGGCGUAACAACGAAGGGUCACGCAUUUAACCUCUUCAGUAUUAUUCCAGUAGGUGUGAACCCAUUUUUGAGGGAAAUUCUAGUAAGAAAAAAAGAAAGCCGUGUAUGUGAAUCUGACUCGUAAGCGCACAGAAAAGUAUUAACCGUAUUUGUCUUUGUAAAUGUACUAUGUUAUACUUUAAAGAAAUGAGAAAAGAAUAUCAGUUCAGUGACUCAGUGAAGAUAAUAAUGUUAUUUACCUCAAGGAAUCGUUUGCAGAUAAUCAGUAAGACCAGUGCUAUUUUCAUGUUGACCCAAAUACGAGCUUAAAGAGUCAGUUACAAUUGAAAUCGAGACAUUUUGUCAAGCGUAAACCAUUCUCAAUUGAAUCUAUAGAGACUUUGGUAUGGUACAGUGGAAGAUAACUUUGAAAGCAACGUUUGCAAUGACAUCACCAAAUGCUGUGCACAUGUUCCAAGUUACGUAAUCAACAUUUGUAGUUGAUUUAACGUCAAAUCAUUUCACCAGAUGGUUCUAAUCGUUUCAGUCAAACGAAAGACGACUUAAACUGAUCCAGAACACGCUGCAAUGUUGUUCUUGGGUAAAAAACGAAAACGAUCUAAAUUGUUCCAGAACACGUUGCAGUGUUUUCUUAGGUAUAAAAAAACACAACUCUCUUACACUAUUUACUAAAUGUGCUAAGGCAUGACAGAGCUUUCGUGUAAAAAAAAAUCUCAAUUACAAUUGUAACUGACUGAAUUCUACCAAUGAAUGUUCGAACAUUUCCAUUUUUGUACUUCAACUAAACCAAAUAUCAGUGCUUUUUUACAAGAAUCUACUUGAUGUAAAGGGCAAAUAUUUACAAGAAAUUGUAAUUCUUACACAGACAUAUUGACAUUUGUCAACAAUGUUACUGAGAAGUUGUUAAAAAUGCCAUUUUCUAACCCAAAUAGGAAGACAAAAGUGUACGGGAGAAGCUACUAAAUAGGUGCAUGAGAUAUAUCCGGUGGUAUACUGUGUAAGUUGGAGAAUGAGUACAUGUGUACAGGGUCUGUGCACCGUCCUAUGUUCAAUAAUAAUCUCAGGGUGAUCGUGUGUAUGUAGUUUAUAGAGCCUUCGUUCCAAUUGUUCAAGAACAGAAGGCAGUGCCAUAGCGUUUAGCUAGCCAUUUAACCAACCAAAACAAAAACCAUGCUUCCACGAACAAAAAAUAAAAUAAUGACGGUUGAAUAAAAGUGAGAAGUAGGUUUGUUGUGUUUCAU
Molecule: messenger RNA, 2797 nt
Organism: Branchiostoma belcheri (Belcher's lancelet)
Lineage: Eukaryota; Metazoa; Chordata; Leptocardii; Amphioxiformes; Branchiostomatidae
Product: homeobox protein Hox-C9a-like
Exons: 3
Coding region: 4-921 (305 amino acids)
Biological process (GO): anterior/posterior pattern specification; regulation of transcription by RNA polymerase II; proximal/distal pattern formation
Cellular component (GO): nucleus
Molecular function (GO): RNA polymerase II cis-regulatory region sequence-specific DNA binding; DNA-binding transcription factor activity, RNA polymerase II-specific
Source: RefSeq, a predicted model, not a curated record